GCCGUCGCUGCGGUCGAAUUGAACCACGACGUCCGCAAGCACAGCAAAAGCAGCAUGGAGACCGAUAGCGACGUCAAGGACCCUUCGUGGGAUGACGAUGAUAACGAGCCCCAAGAUAAAAGGGGCGGAGCUGGAGCAAUGAAGACGUCGUCGUCGUCGUCGUCGCCUGGGACCCGGAAGCCGCAGCGAAAGGGCAAGCGCCGUGCCGUAGCCGAUCCCGGAGCUGGCGGCAUCGACGAAGAUGACGAACCCACCAGCCCCGCGGGCCGAACAAGCGUCAGUGACCGGUCGGUCAAGUCGGUAUCCGUCGCCUCAUCCGCCGGAUCGAGCACCAAGACGGCACCGGCACCCCGACUGCGCAGUGCCUCUCGCACCUCCAAAAACGCACUGCAAAAGCCGACCGAGUCCCUCGAAGAACGCCGAACGCGCGCAUCUCAUAAUUUGGUCGAGAAGCAGUACCGUAAUCGACUGAACGCUCAAUUUGAGGGUCUUCUCAAUGCCCUACCGGAGCAGGUCCGCGGCCCGGCCGGCGCCGGAGACGGCGACGAAUCGGACCCGCAGGCGGCGGCGGCGGCGAAUGAGGAAAGGCGGGUCAGCAAGGCCGAGGUGCUGGACAUGGCCCGCCGCCACAUCCAGAACCUGGAGCGGGAGCGGGAGACGCUCCACCGCGAAAGGGGGGAGCUGCUGCGCAGUCUGGAGACGAUGGAGCGGGAGGCGGCCGCGAAUGGCGGCGGGGGUGGCCGGUUGGAUGAGUUCCUCGACGUUGAGGGGGUUCCGGACGAGAGAGGCGAGCCGUCGUCGUCGUGGAGGAAUGCUUGA
Colletotrichum phormii is the source of this 819-nucleotide messenger RNA. RefSeq lists its product as uncharacterized. Gene Ontology annotation, molecular function: protein dimerization activity. The record is from RefSeq and is a predicted model, not a curated record. Lineage: Eukaryota; Fungi; Ascomycota; Sordariomycetes; Glomerellales; Glomerellaceae. The transcript has a single exon. The annotation marks the transcript as partial.